GAUGCUCACUUUUGGUUCCCAAGCUCGCAAUGCGCAGAUGGCGUGGGCCGAUCAUGUUGUCAUGUUGUCAAAAUUCAUGGCCAAAUUCUGCAACUACAUUGUGUUGCGCCUUCCUGCAAGGUACAACAAUUCCUUUGUGCACUUCGCUUCAGUGGUGGAUGGUUCUCGGAAGAAUGUGCCGCUGACCAGCGCAAGGGAUAUCUGGGGUGUUGGUGCUGAGGCGCUCUUGGUGCGAAAUUUCCUCAGUGCUUUCAGUGUCAGAAGCUUCUCACCAUGGUUGAGGGAGUGCUUGCCGGACAUUCAGGGGAAGGUGGUACUUUGCGAUGCUCUUGCUUCCUUGGCCGUGUGUACCGUGACCGCUCCGGUUCACCAACUCUUCAACUUUUUGGCCACCACUCCAGAGGCCAAGUCGCUCGGUCUCUCUGAGCGAUGGACCAUGGCCCGAAGGUGGGCGAGCGAACGGUCGCCCGAUGUCGCGACCGCCGCUUGAGGCAACCUAGAAGCAAUGGCCUGCGAUGGCCAAUGGCCUCCAACCUAGCAGCGAUGACCUCCACCCUGCUAGCGAUGUCCACCCGACUGGCGAUGGCCUCCAGGAAUCCUGAUGCAUGGUUUUGUGAAGCUGCCAGGUUCCUGCGUGAGCAGUACUUUCUGCCACUUCCACGGGAGGUGAUGCUGACAGACCUCAGCAAAGUUCCUGAGCAAGAGUACAGUUGGAGGA
Durusdinium trenchii is the source of this 718-nucleotide messenger RNA. NCBI's taxonomy places the organism in Eukaryota, Dinophyceae, Suessiales, Symbiodiniaceae. The record is from the annotation of a GenBank genome assembly.